This is a messenger RNA of Rhipicephalus sanguineus (brown dog tick), 776 nucleotides long. RefSeq names its product 60S ribosomal protein L13. NCBI's taxonomy places the organism in Eukaryota, Metazoa, Arthropoda, Arachnida, Ixodida, Ixodidae. The transcript is spliced from 4 exons. Gene Ontology annotation, cellular component: cytosolic large ribosomal subunit; ribosome. Gene Ontology annotation, biological process: translation. Gene Ontology annotation, molecular function: structural constituent of ribosome; RNA binding. The coding region runs from base 94 to 738 and encodes 214 amino acids. The record is from RefSeq and is a predicted model, not a curated record.
UGACACCAUUUGUCUACGCCAUUCCCACAAUACCAUUCGGUUCCUCUUUCUUUUUUCACUGGAUCGUGGCCGCCGUCACACGGUUCAUUCGAGAUGGCUCCUAAAAGGAACAAUAUGGUCCCUAAUGGCCAUUUCCAUAAGGACUGGCAGCGCUACGUGAAGACAUGGUUCAAUCAGCCGAUGCGGAAGAAGCGUCGUCACGCACACCGUGUGAAGCGGGCUCGAGCUAUCGCACCGAGGCCCGUCAAGGGAGCCCUCCGACCUGUUAUUAGGUGCCCGGGUUUCAAGUACAACACAAAGCAACGCCUGGGCAAAGGUUUCAGUCUUGAGGAGCUCAAGGCUGCAGGUAUUGCUAAAAGGGUCGCCAGGACCAUUGGCAUUGCUGUGGACUACAGGCGCCACAACAAGAGUGUCGAGAGCUUGCAGCAGAAUGUGCAACGCCUUAAGGAGUACCGCUCGAAGCUGAUCUUGUUCCCGCGCAAGGCUUCCAAACCCGCCAAGGGUGAUGCAACGGAGGAAGAACAGAAGCUUGCAACACAGCUGAAGGGAGUGGUUAUGCCACUGAAGAAGACCACUCACCGGGAGAAGCCUCGCGUGCCAACUGAGGAAGAGAAGAAAUACUGCGCCUAUGUGCACCUGCGGCAAGCAAAGGCCAAGGCACGCCUCUGGGGCAAGCGAGCAAAGAAGGCUCGUGAGGCAGCAGAAAGCAUGGAAGCACAGGCUCCAAAGAAGGCUUAGCACAACUUUGGGGAUUAACAUUAAAGAAAUUGUCCACA